AUGUGGAAACAACCAAUCCGAGUUGUCCAUUUCGGACCGGAACCUGUGUUGUUUACAUUUUCUAAGAUGGCGGCGGGGAUGUAUUUGGAGCAUUAUUUGGACAGUAUAGAAAACUUGCCCUUCGAGUUGCAGAGAAACUUCAAUUUGAUGAGAGAUCUAGAUCAACGCACAGAGGAUCUAAAGGGACAGAUAGACUCUUUGGCCAAAGAGUACACAGCCAGCGCCAGGACUCUCUCCUCUGAACAAAAGCUGUCCAUCCUAAGACAGAUUCAGCAGUCUUACAGUAAAUGCAAGGAGUUUGGAGAUGAUAAAGUGCAGCUGGCAAUGCAGACCUAUGAGAUGGUCGACAAACACAUCCGACGUCUUGACACAGACCUGGCUCGGUUUGAGGCAGACCUGAAGGAAAAGCAGAUCGAGAGCACCGACUAUGAUUCCACCUCUAGUAAGGGGAAGAAAGUUGAAACCAGACAGAAGGAAAAGAAGACGGCUAAAACAAGGUCUAAAGUGAAGAGUUCAGAUGAAGACGGCAGUCCCAAGAGUGCACAGAAGAAAGUCAAACUCCUUCAGCCAGGAGAAUUCAACAGCCCUGCCACCAACUUUGGGAAUGUGCACCCAUCUGAUGUGCUGGACAUGCCAGUGGACCCCAACGAACCCACCUACUGUCUGUGUCAUCAGGUCUCUUACGGCGAGAUGAUCGGCUGUGACAACACUGAUUGCUCUAUUGAGUGGUUCCAUUUUGCCUGUGUGGGCCUGACAACUAAACCAAGAGGCAAAUGGUAUUGUCCACGAUGCUCUCAAGACAGAAAGAGAAAAUAAACACCUGGAACAAAACGUUAACACUGAUCAGAUGGAAAAUUAGAAGAAUAUUUCUUCAUUAGUUACUAGAUUUUUUUGUUUCUCAUCCUCCUUAACAUUUGGUGCUUUUUCUUUUGGUUUAUGUAAUUUGCCUUGGUCUGAUGCAGUGUGCGUGAAGGAGCCAAGUGGUUACAAUUGUAUUUAAAUGUUUUUUUUUAUAUAUAUAUAAACUGUAAACGAUAAUCUUUAUUUCUUUCGUUACCUUUGGUGCUCUUAUUGUGAUUUUUUUUGUUUACAGUUUGUUUUACUAGUGAAUAAUAAACACUAAAACAACCCCCAAUGGUUUAACAGUCCCAAGCUGUCACAAUAAUUUAUACUAUAUUUACACGUGCAUCUAACAAAAU
Molecule: messenger RNA, 1199 nt
Organism: Etheostoma cragini (Arkansas darter)
Lineage: Eukaryota; Metazoa; Chordata; Actinopteri; Perciformes; Percidae
Gene: ing4
Product: inhibitor of growth family, member 4
Exons: 8
Coding region: 1-816 (271 amino acids)
Biological process (GO): regulation of DNA-templated transcription; positive regulation of apoptotic process
Cellular component (GO): nucleus
Source: RefSeq, a predicted model, not a curated record